UUCAAGUUAGUUUUUCCUUUGAGGCAAUGGAGCCCUGGGGAAGCAAGGAACUUCAGACUGAAGAAGAGACGGGUUUUCCCAUGGCAGAGGUAGACAGAGUUUGAAUUAAAAUAGAAUGUGCUGCAUUAAUUACCAAACUUUAAAUAUUAUAUUGGUUAUCAAGUAAAGUGAGACUUGUAUGCAAGUAGAAUUGUGGUUAGGCACGUAAUUUGUUAGAACUGUUUUUGAAAAGUACUCUAACUAAUUUCUGCAUUCAUCCAUCUUUUAUUCAGUUGCUCAUUGUGAAUAUGACUCUCUUGACUGAAUUGUAUGGAAACUGAUAAAGUAAAAAGACUGCAGCCAGAAAGAUAGGUGCAGUUUUUGUGUGUUGCAAGGUAGAGUUCCACUUCCCAACAUAAGUGUAUGUGAGAACAGAAGGAACCCUAGAGGUGUCAGAGAAGGCAACAGGUUGUCAUUAAACCCCAGAUCUUUUCUCUUACUAGUUUUAGGCUACAGCAUUGAAUCAAGAUGUCUGACUUUUUUCCUCCCGGACAUUGUAAAAUGCUUAACCGUCAACUGCCUUGUCAGGUUCAUGGCUUAUCUCUAUGGUUGUGGGUUGGAUUCAUGCGAAGACUGCUCUGUCUUGCGGGCCAUCCUGCUCUCCUCAGAUUAAGACUUUUUAGGAUUUUGGCAUGCUGCAUUAAGGGUGCUAGAAAAAGUAACUUUGGGUCACAAGCUUAGGUCCUGGUUGGCAGCCCCUUUCCCUUGCAUGUCAGAUGACGAGGGGUUCAUUUCUAAGAACAUACCACUUAAAGGAUGCUCCUGUGACUGAAAUUUAAAAAUACUUUUUCCUGAAAACUGGUACAGUGAUGAAGACGUGAACUCCUUUGAUGCCACUCUCGGGAAAAUAGCGCAAAGCUGUCACCCUAGCGCCCCCCUAAAGAGCACACUUAAUUUUGUCAUGUCAGUGUUGCGGACAACAGCUGAAAAGAACAUCCUUAACGAUUAUACUCUGAUACGUUUAAAUGGAGUGUAAUUCAUUUAAUGUAUUACAAUUAUGGCAGAAAUAUUUGUUUUGUGAACUAUUUUAAGUGCAAAGUAUUCUGACAAAUACAUUCUACAAAUGAACUGACUAUGGCUGGGAAAGAACUGAUUUUUGUAUUCCCAUUUUAUAUAAUCAUAGUGAGGCUUCUUGCCCCUUGCAGAAAGCUAGAUUUCAGUGGGCCACUGUCUUUUCUUUUGUCCUUCCUUUCCUUUUCGUCUUAUAUCUGUCUUUAUUAAUUUCAGAGGUCGUACCAGUGCCAAAGGAUUGUCUCAACCGACGAUAUCUUUGCAAGGCAUAUAUGCAAACAUGCGAAUGGUCCACAUACUCACGUCAGUUGUCGGAUCAAAAUGUGAAGUACAAGUGAAAAAUGGAAAUGUAUAUGAAGGAGUUUUUAAAACGUACAGCCCUAAGUGUGAUUUAGUGCUUGACGUAGCUCAUCGGAAAACUGCAGAAUCCAGUCUGGGGCCAAAGCUAGAAGACAUAAUAGAGAGUAUCUUGUUCAAGUCUUCAGAUUUUGUUAUGGUGCAGUUCAAAGACAUGGAUUCAAAUUAUGCACGAAGAGUUCCUUCAGAAUCAGAUGCUUUUACGGAUCCUGCGAUCAGUGCUAAGGUUAAUGGUGAGCACAAAGAAAAGGACCUGGAGCCAUGGGAUGGUGGAGAAGGCAGCACUGCAGACGAUCUCGAAGCUUUAGAAACGGAUGUGUCCAAUGGAUGGGAUCCAAAUGACAUGUUUCGAUAUAAUGAAGAAAACUACGGUGUCGUGUCCACUUAUGACAGUAGUUUAUCUUCCUAUACGGUACCCCUAGAAAGAGAUAACUCCGAAGAAUUUUUAAAACGGGAAGCCAGAGCAACCCAGUUAGCAGAAGAAAUCGAGUCAAGUGCUCAGUACAAAGCUCGAGCAGCUUUAGAAAAUGACGACCGGUCAGAAGAAGAAAAGUACACCGCUGUUCAGAGGAGUGUGAGCGAGCGAGAGGGCCACGGUAUGGCACCCAGAGAGAACAAGUACAUUCCACCGGGACAGAGGAAUAGAGAAGUCACUUCCUGGGGAAGCGGAAGGCAGAAUUCACCAAGGAUGGGCCAGUCCAGUUCGGGCCCACCACUUUCGAGAUCCGCAUCGCACUCAUCAGACUACAAUUCUAAUUCAGGACCAGACCAAAGAGUCGUUAACGGAGGUGUUCCCUGGCCAUCGCCUUGCCCAUCUCCUUCCUCUCGCCCACCUUCUCGCUACCCGUCAGGUCCCAACUCUCUUCCACCUCGGGCAGCCACCCCUACAAGGCCGCCCUCCAGGCCCCCCUCGCGGCCCUCCAGGCCCCCGUCUCACCCCUCUGCUCCUGGCUCUCCAGCUCCCGUCUCUGCUAUGCCUAAACGCAUGCCUUCGGAAGGACCUCCGCGGAUGUCUCCCAAGGCGCAGCGUCACCCUCGAGGCCACCGAGUUUCUGGAGGAAGGGGUAUGAUUUCGAGCAGCUUAGAAUGUGGUUCUCACAGUGUGCCUGGGGAAGCCGCCAUGCCUUCGCCGGUCCGAGGCAGCCCUUCAGGUGGGACAUGGUCAUCCGUGGUCACGGGGAUUACCCGGUCGUCUCCGAAAGCACACAGACCCCGGUCUCCGAGGCAGAGCAGCACUGGAGGUGUGCCUUCUGGGCCAGCGCUGGCCUCCCCUCAAGCUGGCGCCACUCCAGCCGAGUCUGCAGCCGUGCCUGUCCCGGCGGCCUCUCCUGCCCCUGCCAGUCCUGCCUCCAACAGAGCAGGCACCCCGUCUGCCGAAGCUAAAGAUUCAAGGUUUCAGGACCAGAGGCAGAGUUCUUCUCCUGCUGGAGCCAAGGAGCAUCUGAAGCCAAGUGAAAUGUCUCCCAGUUUUAGCAAACCUGAAUGCAAAGGUGUUUCUCCUGCUGUUCUAGAACACAGAAAACAGAUUGAUGAUUUGAAGAAGUUCAAAAAUGACUUUAGGUUACAGCCAAGUUCCACCCCAGAAACAGUAGAACAGCUGCUAAGCAAAAACAGAGAUAGUGAAAAACCCAGAGAUGUGCCGAAGGAGAAGCCUGACCCCGGCUCUAAAGACUCCGCCGUUGAAGCCAGCAGCAGCGCCACUCCAGCCCGCGGCAGCAGCAAGCCCGGCAGCCCCAGCGUUUCUCCGAGCAGUGUCAGCGCUGAGCAGAAGCGAGGGCCUGAGGUGACCUCCCAGGGUGUGCAGACCUCUGGCCCCGGAGCGAAGCCGGAGAAGGAGGAGGAGGAGGAGAAAAAGGACACCACCGAACAAGUCAGGAAAUCGACGCUGAACCCCAAUGCAAAGGAGUUCAACCCUCGGUCGUUUGCUCAGCCCAAGCCUUCGACGACGCCAACGUCGCCCCGUCCGCAAGCCCAGCCCAGCCCUUCCAUGGUGGGCCAUCCGCAGCCGGCUCCGGUGUACACCCAGCCCGUUUGUUUCGCGCCAAAUAUGAUGUACCCUGUUCCUGUGAGCCCCGGCGUCCAGCCCCUGUACUCCAUUCCCAUGACGCCCAUGCCAGUCAGCCAGGCCAAGACCUACAGAGCAGGUAAAGUCUCCAGCGUGCCUCAGCAGCGGCAGGACCACCCAAACACCAUGAUGCACCCGGCCUCCGCUGCCGGGGCGCCGAUCGUCGCUACGCCGCCGGCCUAUUCGACCCAGUACGUCGCCUACAGUCCUCAGCAGUUCCCCAACCAACCCCUCGUUCAGCACGUGCCACAUUAUCAGUCUCAGCACCCCCACGUUUAUAGCCCCGUCCUGCAGGGCAACGCCAGGAUGAUGGCACCACCGGCACACCCGCAGCCCGGCUUAGUUUCUUCCGCCGCCACGCAGUACGGUGGGCACGAGCAGACACACGCGAUGUAUGCAUGUCCCAAAAUACCCUACAGCAAGGAGACAGGCCCUUCUUUCUACUUUGCCAUCUCCACCGGCUCUCUGGCCCAGCAGUAUGCCCACCCCAGCGCCACGCUGCACCCGCACCCUCCGCACCCGCAGCCGUCGGCCACGCCCACGGGGCAGCAGCAGAGCCAGCACGGAGGGAGCCACCCGGCCCCCAGCCCGGUGCAGCCUCAUCAGCACCAGGCCGCCCAGGCCCUCCACCUGGCGAGCGCCCCCCAGCAGCCCACCCUCUAUCACGCCGGCCUCGCGCCCACCCCUCCCUCCAUGACCCCCGGCUCCAACACGCAGUCUCCGCAGAGCAGCUUCCCUGCUGCACAGCAGACGGUCUUUGCCAUCCACCCCUCCCACGUCCAGCCUGCCUACACCAACCCGCCCCACAUGGCUCACGUCCCCCAGGCUCACGUGCAGUCGGGGAUGGCACCUUCUCACCCGACCGCCCACGCUCCGAUGAUGCUCAUGGCGACGCAGCCGCCGCCGGGGGGGGCCCAGGCCGCCCUCGCGCAAAGUGCCCUGCAGCACAUUCCAGUUUCGACAGCAGCACACUUCCCCUACAUGACGCACCCUUCAGUACAAACCCACCAUCAACAGCAGUUGUAAAACUGCACUGGAGUAACUGUGAGGCUGGAUCCCUCUUUCUUUCUUUCUUUUUUUAGGCCAAAUACCUUCCUCCUUCUGCUUCCACAAACUCGGAAGCACAGAAACAUGACAAAAUGAAAGAAAAAUCUUAGAAUGUCAUUAUUUUGGUUUUUUAAGGGAGAGAGAAAUUGCAUAACAUCCAAUAAGAAUGCUAACAAUUCACCUUUGCAGUGCGAGAAAUUUGGACUGAGACAAAGGCAUGUUAGAAACCCUUGUGGGACAAUUCCAUAAUUCCAUGUGUUGUGUCAAAAAAGCCCUUUUCGCCACCCUUUUCCGCUUGCAGAAAAAAACUGGAAAAGCUAUUUAUUUUUUAAAACAACCCUUCAAAGUUAUGAAUUCAUCAGCUAGAGAAGGAAGUAAUGAGUGAUUCUUGCUGCUAUUCUCACUAAAAUAAAAUAAAUUAAAAAUCAAGACUUUAAAAGAAAUCCCUUUUACUUCUAACUAAACUUGAAAGAGGUUUGGAAAAAAAGCAAAUUCUAAUUGUCAAAAGGAUAUGGAUAUAUUAUUUAUAAAAUCAUGUUUGAUGGGGGGACUGCUGUCAUAAGACAGCAGUGUAACUUUUAAGUUAAGAUGAAACUUUUACUUUGUAGAUAAUAUAAAAUAAAAACUAAAAAAAAAAUAAAAAUAAAAAAAGUUUUAAAAACUGA
Varanus komodoensis (Komodo dragon) is the source of this 5184-nucleotide messenger RNA. It is a transcript of the gene ATXN2, whose product is annotated as ataxin 2. Gene Ontology annotation, molecular function: RNA binding. Gene Ontology annotation, cellular component: cytoplasmic stress granule. Gene Ontology annotation, biological process: cytoplasmic stress granule assembly. Lineage: Eukaryota; Metazoa; Chordata; Lepidosauria; Squamata; Varanidae. The record is from RefSeq and is a predicted model, not a curated record.